This is a messenger RNA of Solea senegalensis (Senegalese sole), 574 nucleotides long. Its product is annotated as cystatin-B-like. Bases 94 to 396 code for a protein of 100 amino acids. Lineage: Eukaryota; Metazoa; Chordata; Actinopteri; Pleuronectiformes; Soleidae. Gene Ontology annotation, cellular component: cytosol. The record is from RefSeq and is a predicted model, not a curated record. Gene Ontology annotation, molecular function: cysteine-type endopeptidase inhibitor activity. The transcript is spliced from 3 exons.
ACAACAUCACAUGAUUCCCAGACGGAACUUAAACGCCUCACAAUCUUCAUUUUGAUCUGUUAAUUCGUGGAGUUUUUAAGCACAAAAACCGUCAUGAUGAAGUGUGGAGGAAUUUCCGACAUCGCGAAGGACGCCGACGAGGACAUUCAGAAGCUCUGUGACAGCGUGAAAAGCGACGUAGAGGCCAAAGUGGGAAAGAACUUGGAUGUCUACGCAGCUAAGAGCUAUACGUCGCAGAUUGUGGCCGGAACCAACUACUUCAUAAAGGUCCAUGUGGGAGGAGACGAGCAUCUUCACCUCCGUGUUUACCGGAAACUACCAUGUGAUGGAGGAGAGGCUGAGCUGCAUAGUCUGCAGCAAAACAAGAGCCAUGCUGAUCCUAUUCAAUACUUCUAAAGGGAUAAGAAUUCAAAGAGUCCUAUGAGAGGUCACAGGCAGUUUUUUCCAUCGUAAUCACUCAAGAUUUCAUUAUCUUAGCUCUCUAUAUUGAACUGUUGUACAUCAUGAAAUUUUGAUCAUAGGAUGUCAAAGUGGAACCUUUUUUACUGAGAGAUUUAAUAAAUUACUGAAUUAA